Messenger RNA from Meriones unguiculatus (Mongolian gerbil), 709 nucleotides. It is a transcript of the gene Tomm20l, whose product is annotated as translocase of outer mitochondrial membrane 20 like. Gene Ontology annotation, molecular function: transmembrane protein transporter activity. The record is from RefSeq and is a predicted model, not a curated record. Bases 87 to 530 code for a protein of 147 amino acids. Lineage: Eukaryota; Metazoa; Chordata; Mammalia; Rodentia; Muridae. Gene Ontology annotation, biological process: protein targeting; protein import into mitochondrial matrix; tRNA import into mitochondrion. Gene Ontology annotation, cellular component: mitochondrial outer membrane; mitochondrial outer membrane translocase complex. The transcript is spliced from 4 exons.
GUGGAGAAAGCUCAGAAUUCCAGGUCCUGCUGUCCUGCGUUCGGGAUUUGCUCACACGUGGCCAGCCCGCGCCCAACGCUCGCCUGAUGCCCAGCGUCCGCCCUGGCGUCGCCCUCCUGGCGGUCCUGGCGUUGGGUGGUUUCUUCGUCCUGCUCGGGUGCUGUGUCUACCUGGACCGGAGGCGGCGAAGAGACCCCGCAUUCCGGCGCUGCCUGCGGGACAAGAGAAGAGCUGCAAAGCGCAAGGCCGAAGCACCAGCCAGGCAGUCAUGGGAUCUACCAAAGGACAAACUACAAGAAUUUUUUUUGCAAGAGGUGCAGAUGGGAAAACUUUGUUUAGGUAGAGGGGAAAGUAGAAUGGGGGUUGAACAUCUCACCAAUGCCCUUUUAGUGUGUGGGCAACCGAAGGAGCUUCUGGCACAUUUCAAACAAACACUCCCUCCUGAGGUAUUUGAGAUGCUAUUGUACAAAAUUCCCCUUAUUUGCCAGGUGAGCAUGUAUUUAAUUGUCCUUCUGAAACAUAUACAGUAAAUAGCCAUGGGGAACUUGAUUACAGAGAAAUACUGACUCUGCAUGUAGACCCUCUAAAGUUCUUAAGUUCUUAUUUCUGGUUCUAGUCUUUCCUUCAGGUAAGCCCAGCCUAUUUUCCGAGUUCUGCUACUGUGAAUAGUGGGCUCUGUGACUGUUUUAACAUUUCAAUUUUAAAGCAG